Molecule: messenger RNA, 2247 nt
Organism: Lodderomyces margitis
Lineage: Eukaryota; Fungi; Ascomycota; Pichiomycetes; Serinales; Debaryomycetaceae
Exons: 1
Coding region: 1-2247 (748 amino acids)
Biological process (GO): mRNA splice site recognition
Cellular component (GO): cytosol
Molecular function (GO): mRNA binding
Source: RefSeq, a predicted model, not a curated record
AUGGCGUACGAUCCUCACACACAUGCUGAUUACCAGUCCAAUGAAGCUGCUGCAACUGCCAAUACUAUUGACACGCAAUCUAUAAAUUACACAACCGCGCCUUCCCUGACACAAGAAGAACUGUAUAAUAUAUCUCAACCAUCACAGGCAAUAAAUCCUCAUACGAUAUCAAGUACAGCCAGCCACCAGCAUCAACAAGAACAAGAACUUCUUUCCGAGUAUACUGUGCCCAAUCCGCCCAUCUCGACAAAACAGUCAAACGCUGUUGCCGCGGACCAAGGUCCUGUCGGGGAUACGACGGAACAACCACGGACAUUGUGGAUGGGUGAUUUGGACUCCUGGCUCGAUGAGAACCAGAUUGCAGACCUUUGGUGGAACUUAUUGCAGAAGAAAGUUGUUGUAAAGAUAAUAAAGCCAAAAACGUUGAAACUUGAUCCGCAAUUUCAAGGAUUGACCAAUUCCGGCUACUGCUUUGUUGAAUUUGAAACUUUUGAAGAUGCUCAACAAGCAUUGAGUUUGAACGGGCAAUUACUACCUGAUAUCGCCAUGCCAUCGCAACAACUCUAUCCGAAUAACCCGGAUAACCAGAAAAAGUACUUUAGGUUGAAUUGGGCCAGUGGAGCUACCUUAAGCGCUCCAAUUGUUCAGAUACCAGAGUAUUCCCUAUUUGUUGGUGAUUUGUCGGCAUCUACCACUGAAGCCCAUCUUUUAGCAUUUUUUCAAAAAAAGUUUCCCAAUUCAAUCAAGACUGUAAGGGUGAUGACCGAUCCGGUGUCAGGAAAAUCGAGAUGCUUCGGUUUUGUCAGAUUUACUGAGGAGCUGGAGAGGCAGAGAGCUUUAACUGAAAUGAAUGGAGUUUGGUUUGCAGGCAGGCCAUUACGAGUUGCGCUUGCCACACCUCGCAGCACGAAUUAUCGCAAGUUUUCGAAACCAAACAACGUGCCAUUUUCGCAGCAAGGUGACUAUUACAGUUCCGACUCUACUUCUGGUGUACAGAUGCCACCAGAAAUGAUGUUUCUUCCACCUGGAGCGCCACAAAACCAAAUGGGCGGUAGUCCAUUGUUUGGUUACUUCAAUCCAAUUCCUAACGAUAGAUCGCCAGGUGCUUUGCAUUUACCACCGGACUUGGAUAACAAUUUUUUACAGCACGAUCCACAAAGUCAGGGGCAGCCUUAUAUGUCCCCGUCCUUACCAAUUCCUCCUCAGCAAAGCCCAAUGCAAUCCCAGAUACUGCUGACUCAGUAUUCUGAUCCAAAUAAUACAACUGUUUUUGUUGGAGGCCUAUCUUCUGAGGUCACCGAGGCCACGCUAUUCACCUUAUUCAAACCUCUUGGUAUCAUCCAACAAAUUAAGAUUCCGCCAGGUAAGAAUUGUGGAUUUGUAAAAUAUUCCACUCGAGAGGAGGCAGAGAGAGCAAUUGCUGCCAUGCAAGGGUUUAUUAUUGGUGGCAAUAGAGUCAGGUUGAGCUGGGGUAGAGUUUCGAUGAAUAAUAAAAAGUAUCAACGACAGCAACAUCAAGUAGCACAGGCUGCUCAGAUGCAAGUAGCAGCGGCAUUAUCUAUGGGUAUGGACCCAUCGUCUGCCAUUGCCGCUGCUGCUGCCGCUGCUGCCGGUGGAUUCCCACCUGUGAUGCCCCAAUCACAUCCUCACCAAGUACCACCACAUAUGCUUGGUCCUGGGCCACAAAUAAACAUGCCUCCACCGCCUCCUCCUCCUGCGGCGGCGGCGGCGGCGGCAGCAGCAGCAGCAGCAGCAGCACAAGUUCAUUCUAUGGGUAUUCCUGUCCCUCCUCAUCAAUACGGACAAUAUGGUGGCAAUAUCCAGCCACAGUCUUCAGAGGAAGGUGAAUCUAUAGAUACAACAAGCACCAGGGCUGGAGUAGAAACGGGUGAAAGUGAGCCAUCGUAUACAAGUACUCCUAUAAGAGGAAGUGGUAAGGAUGCCGAAGCCGCUAGUCGGAAUGCUCCAUUUCAAGGUAAAGCUUUCCGGUACGGGUACUCUCGUGAACAAGUACCACCACCACCACAGCAACAGCAACAGCAACACCAAGAAGGUGGCGAUGAUGAAAAUUUGAUAAAUUCAAUGAACAAGAUGAAAUUAACUGAUGACAAUGGUUCCGAAGCAUUUGGCGAUUCACUGGUUUACCAAAUGCUAGAAUACAAGCAGCAAAAUAAGCUUGGGGAACAUGCGGAAACACCCAGCAAAUCGGACAAGAAGGGACCCGAACUGAGGACGAGGGAAGAGUGA